UUUUAUUAUUGUUGUUGUUGUUGUGUGAGGAUACAAAUUUACGUCUUGAAUUGCAAUAAAAAUAAAUACUUUAUUAGAAAUCAAUAAAAAACAUUGAACAAUUUAAUAAUUGUAAAAUUUUAAUUUACCUUUGCAGCAUCAAGUAGUUUUGUAGUAAAAGUAAUUGUACUGGACAAUGGCUUCGGGGACAACUUUACAGAAGGCCAUCGAUUUAGUAACAAAAGCAACGGAAGAGGAUCGUAAUAAAAAUUAUGCAGAGGCUUUGCGAUUAUACGAACAUGGAGUGGAGUAUUUUCUGCAUGCAAUUAAAUAUGAAGCUCAGGGAGAGAAAGCUAAGGAUUCUAUAAGAUCCAAGUGCUUGCAGUAUUUGGAUCGUGCUGAAAAACUUAAAGAAUAUUUGAAGAAGGGCAAAAAGAAACCAGUCAAAGAGGGUGAAUCCAGUUCAAAAGAUGACAAGGACAAAAAGAGUGACAGUGAUUCUGAUGGCGAAGAUCCUGAAAAGAAAAAAUUACAAAGUAAACUGGAGGGCGCCAUUGUCAUUGAAAAGCCCAAAGUGAAGUGGUCCGAUGUGGCUGGUUUGGAUGCCGCCAAAGAAGCCCUUAAAGAAGCCGUCAUUUUACCUAUUAAAUUCCCCCAUCUAUUCACCGGCAAACGUAUUCCCUGGAAGGGUAUACUGCUUUUCGGUCCACCUGGUACGGGUAAAUCAUAUUUAGCCAAAGCUGUGGCCACAGAAGCCAACAAUUCAACUUUCUUCUCGGUUUCCAGUUCGGAUCUUAUGUCGAAAUGGCUGGGUGAAUCUGAGAAACUUGUAAAGAAUCUCUUCGAAUUGGCCCGUCAACAUAAGCCAUCCAUUAUCUUUAUCGAUGAAAUCGAUUCCAUGUGUUCGGCUCGUUCUGACAAUGAAAACGACAGUGUGCGUCGUAUUAAAACCGAGUUUCUGGUUCAAAUGCAAGGUGUUGGCAACGAUACUGAUGGCAUUUUAGUAUUGGGUGCCACAAAUAUACCUUGGGUUCUAGACUCGGCUAUUCGUCGUCGUUUUGAGAAACGUAUUUAUAUACCCUUGCCAGAGGCACAUGCACGUUUAAUAAUGUUUAAGAUACACUUGGGCAAUACGGUACAUAUUUUGACGGAAGAUAAUCUUAAGGAGUUGGCUGGCAAAACAGAGGGCUAUUCCGGUGCCGAUAUCUCAAUUGUUGUGCGUGAUGCCCUAAUGGAACCUGUACGUAAAGUACAAACAGCUACACACUUCAAAUGUGUUACUGGUCCUUCGCCUGUUAAUAAAGACGAAAUUGUUGAUGAUUUAUUACUACCUUGUUCUCCUGGCGAUGAGGGUGCAAUCGAAAUGUCGUGGAUGGAUGUGCCAGGAGAUAAACUUUUCGAGCCUCCCGUAACCAUGCGUGAUAUGUUGAAAUCUUUGUCACGCACUAAGCCCACAGUGAACGAUGACGAUUUAAUCAAACUGCGUAAAUUCACAGAAGACUUUGGUCAAGAAGGUUAAGAAAAUUUAAUAAUAAUUGUAUAAGAGAACCAUUGAAACUAUUUAAAUAAAAUUCUAUAUUAAAAUUAAGCACUUUAUAAUUUUCCAUACAAACAUUGUUUUGUGUUUUAUAUGUAUCUGGCCAUUUUAUUGUUAAUUAAAAACUUCUAUUUUUUUUGGUUCAAUUCUUUCCUUUUUUUUUUUAAAUGUUUAAUUUGUUCUACAAGACGGAAAGGAAAGCAUUUUUCUAUUACUUUAAAAAUAAUAAAGGAAACUCAGAGUGUUUGAAUAACGUAAUAAAAAUAUAUAUUUUUGUACUUGCAACACAUCAUUUAAUGCAAAUCAAUUUUUGUAGGCGUAUUUAUGUUUACGAAACAAUGCCAUUAUCUUUUUUUUAAAUUGUAAUUAAGAUUUGUUUUUUGUUGGGGUUUCGCUUAAAACUACCAAAAAUUGGCCUUUUAAAAUUAUACAAAUAAAUAAACAAGAUUUCUUAAAACAAAAAUUAAAUCAAUUUUAAACAUGUAUGUAUUUCAUUUAGCGAUCAAUAUUAUUAUAAGUAAAAAUAUAUAAAAAAAAACAAAACAA
Molecule: messenger RNA, 2062 nt
Organism: Calliphora vicina (urban bluebottle blowfly)
Lineage: Eukaryota; Metazoa; Arthropoda; Insecta; Diptera; Calliphoridae
Gene: Vps4
Product: vacuolar protein sorting 4
Exons: 7
Coding region: 176-1498 (440 amino acids)
Biological process (GO): vacuole organization; endosomal transport
Molecular function (GO): ATP hydrolysis activity; ATP binding
Source: RefSeq, a predicted model, not a curated record